Symbiodinium sp. CCMP2592 is the source of this 2823-nucleotide messenger RNA. The record is from the annotation of a GenBank genome assembly. Lineage: Eukaryota; Dinophyceae; Suessiales; Symbiodiniaceae.
AUGCUUCUCGAUGCCGUUGCCAGCGAUGUUGUCGCGCGCAAGGAGUGGACCAAACGCAUCUCGCAGCUGGGGGCGCAGAAGUCAUGGCGAGAAGCUUGCCAGGCCGUUGCAUCCAUGCGUGGCGAGGAGCUCCAGCCUAGCAUCGUUACGCACAAUGCAGUUCUCAAUGCCGUUGUGCGUGCUCACCAGUGGGCACAGGGGCUUUGUGACCUCAAGGCCCAGGGCCUCGAGCAAGAUGAGGUGUCGGCCGGGGUAGCAGUGAGAGCCGCGUCGGGUCUUGGCGGACAGUGGGCUGCUGCCGGGGUCACGCUCCAGACGCUGCGACGCCGAGAGCUGGAGGGUUCGGUGGUGUCCUUUGGAGCGGCCAUAAGCGCUGCGGAAAAGGGCCAAGCGUGGGAGCAGGCCUACGCGUUGCACGACCAGCUUCUCCGCGAAGGCCUUCGCACAAGCACCGUGGCAGUCAAUGCUGCCAUCAGUGCCGGCAAAACUGCCGACUGGAGGGGGGCCGUGGCCUUCCUGGAGCAGCUGUCGGCUGGGCGUUUAGAGCCAAGUGUUGUUACGUUUGCUGCAGCGAUUUCGUGCUGCGAGAAGUCACGGCAAUGGCAGAUGGCCCUCAGGCUGUUCAGCGAGAUCAGUGAUGCCGAGAUUCAGCCCAACAUCAUCGCAUGCAAUGCCGCGAUCAGCGCUUGCGAGAAGGCCGGCCAGUGGACCUGGGCGCUGGAGUUGCAGGAGCACGCCGAGCGCUGCACCUUGAACCCCAACAUCGUCACUUGCGCUGCGAGCACCAGUGCUUGCGAAAAAGCGGCGGAAUGGGAGCCGGCUGUGUCGCUGCUCCGUGCCGCUCGGCGCCGACUCCUCCAGCUUAACGUCAUCGCGUGCAAUGCAUUCCUCGGAGCUUGCCAGAAUGCGUGGCAGUGGCAGAGGUCCCUCGCAGCUCUUUCAGCCAUGGCCGAUAAUUGCGAUGUUGUGUCCGUCACAGCUGCGGUCACGGCUUGUGGCGAUGCUUCGGCAUGGCAGCAUGCCACCGACCUGAUGGCCGACGUGGAUGCUCGUCACCUUCAGCCUGACUUCUCUUUGCUGAGUGCUGCAAUGUCAGCUUUCGCGGAGGGUGCGAGCACCUCCAUCUCGGGAGGAUGGCUGCGGGCGCUGGAGAUCCAGGGCGCCCUGGUCUUGGUGCGGCUGCGGUCCAAGGAGUUUCUGUUCAGAUUUGGGGGAUAUUCUGUUGGCGGAUGGAGGCGUAAACGUGGCCUCCUGGCGCUGUCCUGGCGUCUCCUGGAGACCUGGUGGUGGUCUCCCGGUGAUCUGCUGGUGGUCUCCUCGCGGUCUGUCGGUGAUGCCCUGGUUGCUGGUUGUCUUCCCGAAGGAGAAUAUCUCAAGCUGCUCUUCGAGACCUGCAGAGGCAUUGCCGAAGUCUUCGACAUCGCAGAGCCAAUCUCUGCGGCCCCAAAGAUCCUUCGGAGGCCCACGUCGACGUGCGAGACCAGCAGGCCUGUCCCAGCUCCGCCUCGCAGUCCACCUCCACGCAGCGCACCCCAGCGCCGGGCUGCACGGAGUGCCCAUCUGAAGCUCUUCAAGGGCAUGCCUCGGCCACCGGCGCUUCCGAGAGCCGUGGUUUCGAGGAACUGCCGCCCUCAGCCAAGUCCAUUUGGGGCAUCAGUGGUUCAGCAGCCUCCUUGGAACUGCCGCGCUGGUUCAGGUCGCCGGCAGGCACCGCCCUCGCCAGAGGCAAUGCAGGCUGCUGAUGCCGCUAUGGCAAGUGCCGCGGCGAGAGCCGCGGCUUGGCGGCCAUGGACGCCCACUUUGCCAAAGCAGAUACAAAUUCCCGUGCUGAACGUGGAGGCACCUCCAGCUGAAGCAUUGCCUCCGAGAUCAUCCUCAACUUUCCAGGCGCGAAACUCGCCCAGCUUGCAGGUGAGACCACUCAGCGGCAGUCGCUCCUUGAGGAGUUCUCCCUCUCAGCAAAGCAAUCCCCUCUCAUCGGACAUGGCCAAAUCUCUGAAAUCCACCUUCGACAGCAAGGUGUUUGGGAAUACCUUGCGCCUGGACGAGACUCGUGGCGAGGGCUCCAUCCCACGAUGGAAGCUGCACAAACUCGCGCGGGAGAUGAACAUGACGGUGGAAAGCGUCAUCGUUGCGAAGGAGAUUUUCGACGAUCACGACUUUGACGGCUCGGGGAUGCUCAGUCUCGACGAGAUCGCGAAGGUCAUCGAAACACUUAUGGAGUUUCAGAUUGCGGACAAGGACUGCGUCAAUUACCGCAUCGAAUCUGGCCAGACAAAUCGGCUGCUCAACUACUGGCUCAAGUUUGCCCCCGAAGGGGUGUUCGAACUGGAUUUUGAGAGCUUCUUGAUCUGGUACUCGUGCACUGGAUUCCUGACUGAGCUCAUGAUUGAUGACAGGGAGAUCCGCCUCCGGCUGCUUGCGAAAGCCAACAAUUUGGAUGCCCUCUGCAUGGACAGGGUCAGGAAGUCCUUCAACUCCAUCGAUGUGGACGGAUCCGGGGAGGUUGACAUUCACGAGUUCGAGAACAUUCUGCGAGAGGUCCUGAAAGUUCCGGCCCACCUCGACAUGCCAGAGUCGCGAAUCCGUUACUUCUGGAACGAGAUUGACGUGGACGGAUCUGGCAAGGCUGGCUUUGACGAGUUCCUCAGCUUCUGGCUGUCGCAGUUCGGCUCGGCCACUUCCGGUCAGAAGGGCCAGACAUUGUCGCUCGAGGAUUUCUACAAGUCUCAGAGGAGAAUCGGAGCCCAGUAUUUGGAUCCUCAUUGGAACGCUGUGGACAAAUUAACAAGCUCUGUGUCGGAAUUCAUCGACUCCCUUUAG